Molecule: messenger RNA, 942 nt
Organism: Fusarium keratoplasticum
Lineage: Eukaryota; Fungi; Ascomycota; Sordariomycetes; Hypocreales; Nectriaceae
Exons: 4
Coding region: 1-942 (313 amino acids)
Source: RefSeq, a predicted model, not a curated record
AUGCCCAACCCUCCUCACCAGGCCCACAAUCCCGAGGUUGUCGAGCUUGACGCCUCAGCACCCAUCCAGGAUAUUGUGGAAGUCAUCAAAAGGGACGGCGGAAUUAUCAUCAAGAAUUUUCUCAGUCCGGAGACCAUCGACAAGAUCCACGAGGAAGCUCAACCCUACUGGGGAAAGCUUGGAACCUACCAGGGCAAGCUAUUUGACGCUGGCGACCCCCCGUUGAGCGGCUUUGCAGGGAAGUCACCAACCUUUUCUCACAAGGCCAUCAACCACCCAACCUUCAGGGAGGUUGCCAAAGCCCUUCUGAAAGAGGAGUCAAACGUGUACCGUGACGGAAAGAGAUACACUUGCGUCUCGAACCCCGUCUUGGCUGUUUCUGAAGCCUUCAAUCGCGGCUCUCCCUCAACUGCUCAGCAACUUCACCGAGAUGACAUGGCGCAGCACUUUGAUCAUCUUGAGGGCAGUGGUGAAAGCUCACUGCUUGGACUUUUGGUUGCUGGAGUGGACACCAACUUUGUGAAUGGCGCGACCCAAGUCAUUGUUGGAUCUCACAAAUGGCCCGAAGCUGCCAUCAAAGGCCCUGCCGAUAGGUCCCUCUGCUCGACAUGCGAAAUGAGUAAGGGGGAUGCUGUUUUUAUCAUUGGAAGCAUCUGGCACGGUGCAGGGGAGAACAAGACAAACCCCCCCGAGCGACGAAUCAUUUACUCAUGCCACAUGACUCGCGGCUCCCUCAGAGCUGAUGAGAACCAAUAUCUGGCCAUCGAACAUGACACCAUCAAGACCUACGAUCCCGAGGUUCAGGCGCUUCUUGGAUAUUCAGUCAGUCAUCCCAACUGUGGCCACGUGGACAUGAAGGACCCCAUCACGCUGCUCGGAAGCAAGAGUGAUCCCUUCGGAUACGGCGACUUUGGUGGGAAGCAAGCCGUCAAGGCUGCUUAG